Messenger RNA from Periophthalmus magnuspinnatus, 7616 nucleotides. RefSeq names its product phosphatidylinositol-4-phosphate 3-kinase, catalytic subunit type 2 alpha (gene pik3c2a). Bases 174 to 5300 code for a protein of 1708 amino acids. The record is from RefSeq and is a predicted model, not a curated record. Gene Ontology annotation, biological process: cell migration; phosphatidylinositol 3-kinase/protein kinase B signal transduction; phosphatidylinositol-3-phosphate biosynthetic process. The transcript is spliced from 33 exons. Lineage: Eukaryota; Metazoa; Chordata; Actinopteri; Gobiiformes; Gobiidae. Gene Ontology annotation, molecular function: 1-phosphatidylinositol-4-phosphate 3-kinase activity; 1-phosphatidylinositol-3-kinase activity; phosphatidylinositol binding. Gene Ontology annotation, cellular component: phosphatidylinositol 3-kinase complex; cytoplasm; plasma membrane.
CUCCCCUCUUUCCUCCCUGGUCCUCCGCUCCUCCUCCGGCCUCCACAGGAACUGACGUCUACGGCCGAACAGACGCCGAAAAAUGCCACCGCAGGAAAAAUGGCUCCGGUGUUCCGCGCUCCGCUGAAAGGCACCUGACCUCUUCUCUCUCUGAUGGGCCUCUGGAGCUGACGAUGGCGCAGAUCUCCCAGACUUGUGGCGCCCCCGUGGGGAAAGAGGAGGCGCUGCGCAUGGAGGAAGAGGCUCUGGCCAAACUGCAGCGAGGGAAACGGCAGACUUUCCCUUCAACUGCUUCAAAACCGGCACAAAAACCUGCUCAAAAACCUGCUCAAAAACCCACAAGGGCCAACACUCUUCCACAGACCACACCCCUCGUUGCCCCCGCACGACCUGAAAAGGACCUGAUUGUGUUUCCGGAGGCGAAGAGACAGACGCAGGAGACAUUUAAAGACAUCGAUGUUGACAAACUGACCAAUGAGGAGCUGGAGAAACUCCUGUUGGAUGAGAACUUUGCAGCAAAUCGUCCGACCAAACCAUCUCUCCUAGGGUUCAACCUGAGUGCUUCAUAUCCAGGAGGAGUCCAUAGCAGCGCUAACACCUUCUCAGCAGCCAAUCAGUGGACUCCGGUGCUCCAGACCCCGCCCACCGCCAGCUCCCCGUCCCCCCUCUACCCCACGGCUCCGUUUCCAAAAGCAGGCACGUUUCAAAAUGGAUUCCCUCCGUUCAUAGCGCCCUCUUUCAUCCCGUUCACACCACCCGCGCUUGUGUUCCCACCUCCUGCCCCGCACAAAGUUGAUCCAGAGAUGGUAAAGCUGUUUGAUAAAAUUGCCAGCACAAAGGAGUAUUUAAAGAACGGGCGAUCAGCGAGCAGCGAAGCGGAUCCGGCGAUAGCUCACACCACUUCUCUCGAGCCCAAAGCCGCAAAUGUUAAUCUGGCAGAGUCAACUUCCUCCUUCAACAUGGGGAGAUUUGAUUGGUUGGACCUGGAUCCGCUGACAAAGAGGAAGAGCGAGGCGGAUGAGGCGGGGCUUCAGGGACAGGAAAUGGGAGCGAGCGAAGGCGAUCCAUGGGACGCGGUGCUGAGGACAGAGGGGAAUUCUGGGAGUAAUGAUAAAAAUGGCAGUGGUCCUGAGGGGCGGACCUCUGUGGUGAGGAGGGCAGCGUCCGGAGUGGCGGUCACACGAAGCCACUCACUGAACACACAUGGAACAUCACCACAUAAGAACAGCCAGGAGAAGUCGAAAGGCAGAGCUCUGGUGAAAAACGCUGCUCUGGACGAAACCGAUGCCCAAAACCUUGAACUACUGUGCUUCUGUCACCAAGUCACACAGCUCAGGUCCCGGUUUCUUCACUCAGACUGUGUCUCAAACCCGGGGUUCGUCCUGAGUCCAGUGAUUCCUCAGAAGAACCUCUCGGACUCAGCCUCCGUCAAAGUCUGUAUCGAGAUCUCAGAGAGGAGCCAACCCGUCACCUUCACCUGCGAUGUGUCGUCUCCAGUGGACCUGCUCAUCUCUCAGACCUUGUGCUGGGUUCAUGAUGAUCUGGACCAGGUGGACUUCUCCAAAUACCUGCUCAAAGUCUGUGGACAGGAAGAGGUGCUCCAGAAUAAACACAGCCUGGGGAGUCAUGUUUACAUUCAGAACUGUAGGAAAUGGGAGAGUGACAUCAGUCUGCAGCUGCUGUCGGUGGAGACGGUUAAAAGGGACCUGUCUAGAACUGCUGAAGACGACUCAGCUCCGAUCGACCUCGACAAACACAUGACUCACGUGGAACGCCCUUUUAAAGAGAAUGUAACCAGACAGGGGCUGGCCGAUUACCUGGAGGGUUACCACAACCAGGUCGCUCUCUGUCUACAGGAUGAGAGCUCUCAGUAUAAGACAGUCGGUCGUUUGGUGCAGACGGUGAAAAACCUCCUCUGUGCUCUGGACGAGGUGGAGACGUUGGCUGUGACAGAAGCUGUGAAGAGACUCCAGCACUCAGCCAACCUGCCCAGAACCAGGUCCCCUAAGAUGGGAUCUCCAACACACUCCUCAAAUGGUGACUCCAGUCCGGUGGCAGAGGGCGUGUCUGCUCUCACUCAGGCCGUGUACGAUCUCGUCAAACUUUACCUGCGCUCCUUCUGUAGCCCCUCCCCCUCUUGUGUCUCCUCCCACACCUGCACUUCCUCCUGUACCGCUUCAGAUGACCAGCAGGACGAUGGAGACACAGGGUCCUGCUCCGCUCCUGACCACACGAGGACGCUGUGCUGCUCCUCACCUGACUACACAGGGGUGCCCUCCCGGGAGGCUUCAGGUGUCACAGAUCACCUUCAGUUCAAUCUCUCCACACUGCACGGACUUCCUCAAACCUGGGUCAGCAGUUUUGAGAAGUACUUUGUGAUGUGCGCUUUGACCCACAAUGGGAAAAACCUGUUUAAACCCAUUCAGUCCAAACGAGUAGGAACCUACAAGAGCUUCUUCUACCAUGUCAGAUGGGAUGAACUUAUACUGUUCCCAAUGGCAGUGGCUGUGCUCCCCCUAGAGUCAGUCCUGAGUAUCACACUGUAUGGGGUCCUGACUCAGACUAACUCUGGGUCUCCAGACUCAAACCGGCCCCGGACCCCCCCAGAGCAGCUCGGGAGAGUGAGCCUGCCCCUGUUUGACUUCAGGCGGGUGCUGGUGAGUGGCAGCAGACUCUUGGCUCUCUGGACCUCAGUUCAGGGGCCCGGGUCCAACAAAAGGGUCCCCAACGACAGGAUCAUCCUCCAGCUGGACUUCCCAUGCUCCUCUGCACCUGUGCUCUAUGUCCCUCCAAAGGACUCUCCUCCUCUGGACCUACAGAACCUCAUGGACCUGGACCCAGAUCUGAGAGGAAAACUGGAGAAAAUCUGCAACCGAGCGCCCAACCAUGGGUUUAAGCGGUCUGACCUCCAGCUCCUGUGGGAUCACCGCCUUCACUGCCUGAAGCUCUGCCCCUUGUCCCUGCCCAAAGUGCUGAGCAGCGCCCCUUGUUGGGAUUGGGCCAGUUUGCCCCUGAUCCACAGCAUCCUGAAGAGCUGUGCCCCCCUGCCCCCUGUGGCCGCGCUGGAACUGCUUGACUCGAGGUUUGCAGACUCUGAGGUGAGGAAUGUGGCCGUGUCCUGGAUCGAACAGAGUAGCGACGAUGAGCUCUCAGACUACCUCCCUCAGCUCGUACAGGCUCUGAAGUUUGAGUGUCACCUGAAGAACUCUCUGGUCCUGCUCCUUCUGUCCAGAGCUCUGAGCAACGUCAGCAUCGCUCACUACCUCUACUGGCUGCUGAAGGACGCAGUGCAGGACGCAGUCUGGGGGUGGCGCUACGAGCGAGUCCUGGGUGCUCUGCUGUGUCUGUGUGGGUCCAGACUCAGAGCAGAACUGGACAAACAGAACAGACUGGUCAUUCUGCUGGGAGCUGUGGCUGAGAGAGUGAAGGCUGCUACUGGAUCCAACAGACAGGUGGCACUGCAGGAGGGUCUGGAGAACGUUCAGAACCUGUUUGAGAGGAGCAGCUGCAGACUUCCUCUGAGUCCCAGUCUCGUCGCUAAAGAACUCAACAUCAAGGCGUGUUCUUUCUUUAACUCAAAUGCGGUCCCUCUGAAGUUAGCUCUGGUGAACGCUGAUCCUCUGGGACAAGAGAUCAACGUUAUGUUCAAGGUGGGGGAGGACUUGAGGCAGGAUAUGUUGGCUCUGCAGAUGAUUCGGAUCAUGGACAGAAUCUGGCUUCAGGAGGGUCUGGACCUGAGGAUCGUUCACUUCAAGUGCAUCUCCACUGGGAAGGACAAAGGAAUGGUGGAGCUGGUGCCGAGCUCUGACACUCUGAGGAAGAUCCAGGUGGAAUACGGUGUCACAGGGUCAUUUAAAGACAAGCCUCUAGCCGAAUGGUUACGGAAGUACAACCCAGCGGAGGACGAGUACGACAAGGCCUCAGAGAACUUUAUCUACUCAUGCGCUGGUUGCUGCGUGGCGACAUACGUUCUGGGCAUCUGUGAUCGUCAUAAUGACAACAUCAUGCUGCGCUCCACGGGUCACAUGUUUCACAUCGACUUCGGAAAAUUCCUCGGACAUGCCCAAAUGUUUGGCAGCUUCAAGAGAGACCGUGCCCCAUUCGUGCUGACCUCAGACAUGGCGUAUGUGAUAAAUGGAGGAGAGAGGCCCACGAGCCGCUUCCAGCUGUUUGUGGAUCUGUGCUGUCAGGCCUACAACCUUCUGAGGAAGAACUCAGGGCUGUUCCUCAACCUGCUGUCUCUGAUGACCUGUUCUGGACUCCCAGAGCUGACCGGAGCUCAGGACCUGAAGUACGUCUGUGACGCUCUGCAGCCGAACAACAGCGACGCAGAGGCCACCAUCUUCUUCACCAGGCUCAUCGAGUCUAGUCUGGGGAGUGUUGCCACCAAGUUUAACUUCUUCAUCCAUAACUUGGCCCAGCUCCGGUUUUCUGGUCUUCCCGCAAACGACGAGCCGAUCCUGUCCUUCUCGCCAAAGACCUACAGCCUCAAGCAGGACGGAAGGAUCCAGCAUGCCGCCAUCUUCUCCUUUCAAAAGAGAUACAGUCCAGAUAAGCACUAUACUUAUGCUGUGAGGAUUCUCAGAGAGGGUCAGUCGGAGCCUCAGUUCAUUUUCAGGACGUUUGACGAGUUUCAGGAGCUGCACACAAAGCUGUCGGUUCUAUUCCCCCUCUGGAAACUGCCCAGUUUUCCAAAUAAAUUAGUUCUGGGUCGGACUCAUGUUAAAGACGUCGCAGCAAAACGAAAACUGGAGCUCAACAACUAUGUCCACAACCUGCUGAGGAGCUCCACAGAGGUCACACAGUGUGACCUGGUCUACACCUUCUUCCACCCCAUGGCCCGAGACGACAAGACCGAGGGAGAGUCUGCGCUCAAGAUGACAGAGCCUCCUCCCAGCCCUGUGUCCGGUCGAGUUGAGGGAGAAGUGAAGUUGUCCAUCUCCUACAGAAACAGCACCCUCUUCAUCAUGAUCAUGCACAUCAGAGACCUGGUCUCUGAGGAGGGCUCUGACCCAAACCCCUACGUGAAAACCUACCUCCUCCCAGAUCCAUCCAAAAGCAGCAAACGCAAGACCAAGAUCUGCAGGAAGACCAGGAACCCCACCUUUAAUGAGAUGCUGGUGUACCGUGGACACAGUAAGGAGAGCCUGGGUCUGAGGGAGCUCCAACUGAGCGUGCUCAGUGCAGAGUCUCUAAGGGAGAACUACUUCCUGGGUGGAGUCACGCUGCGACUCAAAGACUUCGAUUUGAGCAAAGAGACGGUCAAGUGGUACAAGCUAACGGAUGUACCGCUGUUCUGAUGCUAACCACACAAGUACCAUUACAACAAAAGUGUACCAGGAACUAUAGCAGCAAACGAGAAGAGAGAGCGCGUCAAGUGGUACAAGCUAACAGAUGUACCACUGUUAUACCAACUGUACCAGCUAAAACAGGAACCACCAGAAACAGAGAGGAGAGCGAGGAGGAGAAGAGCGAGGGAAAGGGAGAGAGCAGGGAUGAUGUGGUCAUGAGGUACAAACUGACCGCUGCUCUGCUGUUUUAAUCAGAAGUUUAAACAGGAGAUACACAGAUUUAUCCAGGAACGACUGAGACAAGAUCCUGGUGUAGAAAACGGACUGUGACCCAAGGAAAUAAAUACAAAAAAGAGGGAGAUCUGAGAAGAAGAGGAGCAGAACUGUAAACUCAGAGACAACAAACUGGGACAAAAAAAAAUUCAAAACUCAAGAUUCGACUAAAGAGAAUAAUAAAACAAAAAUCCAAACAGAAUCAGCGGAAACGUGUUUGGAAAAUCACAUUUUAAAUAGCAAUAAAGGAACGAAAGGACAAAGGAACAAAAGGACGAGAGGAACAAAAAAACGAAAGGAAAAAGAGGGAACACAACAACAAUCCAAACUCUGGAGCAAUAAUAAUCCAACAACAAAUGAACCAAAACUAAAGGAACUAAAAUUCUGGUGUGAUAUUAGAAGACUAAUAUCACACCAGAAUCUGCAGGACGGAACCAGGACGGAACCAGGACGGAACCAGGACGGAACCAGGACCGAACCAGGACCGAACCAGGACCGAACCAGGACCGAACCAGGACCGAACCAGGACCGAACCAGGACCGAACCAAUCCCGAACCAAUCCCAAUUUAGGUCUGGUUUAGUCCUGAACCAGGAUUAAACCGGGACUGAAACAGGACUAAACCAGGACUAAACCAGGACUUUUUUGGUUUUUCAGCAGUAAAUCUGGUGUGGUUUUAUCUUGUUUUUGACACAUUCUGUUUUUUUUUCACCUCAUUUUUAUUUUUAAUUUAAAAUUUGUAAAAAUCACUGGUUUAAUUUUUUUUCUUCAUAAUGAAAAGUUGUAUAAUGUUUUCCCAGAUGUUUGGUUUUGGUUUCUGUUUGAUGAUUGGCGGCUCACUCUGGGAUCUGAUUGUUGGACAGGGAGCAGGAGGCGGGAGGUCUGUCUGCAGGUGCCUUAAACGCUUAAAGGGCUUUAGAAUGUAGAUCUCCUCGUCACAAACAGACCUGGAGUUGUGUUUUGUUUCAUUCACAUAUGUUUAACACAAACCCUGCAUAUUUAGGCUGAGAAAACACUCAGUUCCACCUUGUGAUGUCAUGUGGUAAUACAAGAAGUGCUCCACUGAGUUUUUAAACUCCACACACCUUCACUAGAAUCAUUUGGAUUAGUUUAGCCCUGGAAUUACCAAUCUCUUCUGAACUAAAGGUAAAAGGAGCUGUUAACUUGAAAACUACUGCUUCCUGACAUCAAGAGGUGGAACAGAGCAUUUUGAGCUUUGGAGAUGUGACAGACUGAUAAAGUGUUACUCAAACAUGUGUGAAUGAAACAAAACACAACUCCAGUAUGAUUUUGAGCAGCACAUUAUAACAUAGAACUAGCAGGAGUCAGUUUUGUGUGAUACUCUAACUUUUCUGGUGGAGAAACUGUCAGCUGCUUGUUUCCAUGGAGAUGUCAUCACGUUGCUUCCACAGUACGGCAUUAAACUUAUCUCCAUGGUGACGAGCAUGUGAUGUUUUUCGAGGGAAUUUUGAGCAAAAAAUAAUAAAAAAUACAAAAGAUGCACAUUUAAUGCCGUACUUGGGAUCAUUUUAGACAUAUCUCCAUGGAGAUGAGCAGAAACAGUGACACCUUUAAAUUUGCCUCAAAACAUCUGGUGUCUUUGUAAAUAUUAAACACUCUGAACCACACUGCCUCCUCCUUCUUCAUCUCCUCCUUUGUCGUCUCCUCCUUCCUCGUCUCCUCCCUCCUCGCCUCGCCUACUCUUGCCUCGUUUUCUCUCUCCUCCAUCUUGGUCUCCUCUGUCCCUGUCUCCUUCGUCUUCUUGUCUCCUCCCUCCUUGCCCCUUCUCUCGGCAUCUCAUCUCCUCUCCUCAUCUGUCUUCUUUUCUUGUUUCACUCCAAAUGUUUGUUUUUUUUAAUUAGUUGUGAAUAUUGAGAAUCAGAACCACACAUUUCUUGCUUCACGUUUGCGUUUGUAAAACUGUAAAACUGUUCUGGACCAAAUGUUUUUAGAGAAAGUAUUUUAAAUAUUAAUAUUAAUAAUAAAAGUGAGUGUGAGCUGUGCAGAUGCAGCGUUUCCUCCUCAGUUUAACAAUAAAACCACUUUAAAAAGAC